AUGCAUCGCGUCACUUCAGAAAAUGCCGCCGGCAACGUCGGCAUCCGCUGCUUCUCGCUGUUCAGCGGGCGGGGAGCGCCGCGGGAAAACCUCCCGGGGACGGGUAGAUCUCUGCAUGCCGUGUGGACCCGCACUCUGCAGCAGGCACACUCGAUUCCUCUGAGGCACUGGCCUCGCCUCGCUAUAGAAAACGCCUUCAGACGCUUCCGGACGCCGCGGCGAGCUGCCUUGCGGGCCGCGGCCGCCGCGCCGCCCGAGAGUUCGUUCCUGAAGGGCAAGGCGCAGAGGGGGGGGGGGGGCGCUGGAAGUCGCGUGCGCGACAGGAAAUGUGUGUUUUUCGACUGGAGCGAUCGCCUGGUCCCGUACGAAGUCGCGUGGCAGCUGCAGCAAGUUCUCGUCCGCCUGCAGCAGCUGCGGCUCGCGGGCUUGGAUCCGCGGGCGACGUUGUCUGAAGAGGAAGUGUCUGCGCUUUUUCAAAGGCAAAAACGCUACAAGCGGGCCGGUCUAGAUGGAGCCGCGGAUGCGCAGGCGGUGUCAAAGCGUUGCGCCAUGCCGCCUGCAGCUUGCAGCGGAUACACGCCGUGCGACUACGCUCUCCUGUUGCAGCAUCCUCCCGUAUACACCCUCGGUCAAGGGGGGACUGCCGCAAACAUUCUCUUUCAAAGUGGCGUCCGCGAGCCUGAGUUGCCGCCAGAGUACGCGCGCGAGGUAGAAACUGCAGAGGGAUGCUGCCGCGUUCUUGCGCAGCUGCUGGACGAGGCAGACAAGUCGAGCGUGCUGUGGCGCGCUGGCGGCGACGGCCUCGAGGGAGGGAAGCGCUGGCAGGGCCCGCGAAUGUCUGCGCGUUCAGUGGGGCUGCAGCGGACGCAGGCCGAAGCGGCGGCGCAGAGCGCAGUGGGAGAGUCCGCCAGCGUCUGUUCGUUCCCUGCGGAGGCGAGAGAAAACAGCCGCGGAGGAGUCUCUGGCCUCGGUCAGCCACGGGGGCGACGCCCCGAGGACCUAGAGGGCUCAGAAAACGAGGUGUCGACUGUGUGGAGAGUGGAGCGCGGCGGAGAGGUGACUCACCACGCGCCCGGGCAGCUUGUGCUGUACCCUCUGUUGGACCUGCGGUAUCACUCCUGCGACCUGCACCAGUACAUCCGUCGCCUCGAACAGAUAGCUAUCAACGCGAUAGACCGGCUUUUCGGAGACGCGGCAGGAAGGGGGGGGGGAGAGCCGGCAGUCGACACGGAGGGCCCGAGGCACGCGGAAAAAACAGAGUCUUUCGCACCGCUGCGCGAGGCCGCCGAGGCAGGAAGGCUUGCGAGUCGUACAGUAGGACAGAGGAGACCGGGGACUCCGGGCGUCUGGCUGCGAGGCGAAAAAGUCUGCGCCGUUGGGGUGAAAGCGAAGCGGUGGAUCACUUACCACGGGCUCGCCUUGAAUGUGUGCACCGAUCUGUCGGGCUUCCGCAAAAUCGUGCCCUGUGGACUCAAAGAGGCCACGACGGGACGACUGAAAGACUGGUGGGCGCGGCCGCCGAGUCGCGAAGCAAAAAGCGCGGAUGGGGCGGAUCGGGCAGCGGCGGACGGCGAAGGCGAAGCCGCGCGCCACAACCAAGCUCACACACAGAGACCGGCAGCGGACGAAAGGCGAGAAGAGGGAUUCAGUCGGGAGAGGACGGAUACAGAGCUGCUCAGUGCGGUAGCGCGGCUUCUGAAGGAAGAGUUCGCGAACGUUUUCUCUGUGGAGCUCAUUGAAAGUCGCGGGUCGACGCACGCCACGCUCCCCAGCCACUCUCCUGCAUAA
Messenger RNA from Besnoitia besnoiti, 1788 nucleotides. Its product is annotated as lipoyl(octanoyl) transferase. The record is from RefSeq and is a predicted model, not a curated record. Gene Ontology annotation, molecular function: lipoyl(octanoyl) transferase activity. The transcript has a single exon. Gene Ontology annotation, biological process: protein lipoylation. The coding region runs from base 1 to 1788 and encodes 595 amino acids. Lineage: Eukaryota; Apicomplexa; Conoidasida; Eucoccidiorida; Sarcocystidae.